AUGGUUGGAGAAAAUUUGGAGGGGUGGAUAAGCGGAGUUGAUGGACAGGGUUUACAUAACCGGGGCUCCUCUUUAGCUGCUGCCCUGGAAAUUUUUGCUGGCUCACGACGACCCAAAGAAGAUACGUUUGACGGUAUUUGCUCGAUUGUUUUUUUUUUAGAAAAGGAGAAACGGAGAAAAAGGACUACAUACCUGUUGGAAGUCGAAACAAAAAUCCUGAUAUGGGACAAUAGGUGGUUGUGGGAUGCUGUUGAUGAUGGUGGUGUACAGUGA
Molecule: messenger RNA, 273 nt
Organism: Enterobius vermicularis (human pinworm)
Lineage: Eukaryota; Metazoa; Nematoda; Chromadorea; Rhabditida; Oxyuridae
Source: the annotation of a GenBank genome assembly